Emericellopsis cladophorae is the source of this 3741-nucleotide messenger RNA. RefSeq names its product Nucleoporin-like protein. Gene Ontology annotation, cellular component: nuclear pore transmembrane ring. NCBI's taxonomy places the organism in Eukaryota, Fungi, Ascomycota, Sordariomycetes, Hypocreales, Bionectriaceae. The transcript is spliced from 3 exons. Gene Ontology annotation, molecular function: structural constituent of nuclear pore. Bases 1 to 3741 code for a protein of 1246 amino acids. Gene Ontology annotation, biological process: nuclear pore organization; protein import into nucleus. The record is from RefSeq and is a predicted model, not a curated record.
AUGAACGCAACACCACGAUUCCGUUCUGGGUAUCCAGAAACCCCCAGAACUGUACAAAGAUCGCACAGCCAACGGACGCCGGACACAGCGAAGCUACCUCUAGCACCCGAGAACACAGCAGCUGAUACUGGCCCCAGCCAGCCAUGGAUACCGCUGCACCUAAUCGACGCGCCGACCCAGCGCUUCUGGGUGUUUGCGAUAUAUGGUAUCCUUCAAGCCUUUAAGCUAUGGGACUGGAAGACUGUGGCAGAUGAGGGUGUUGGCUCAUGGGGAAUGUUCCUCAAGUGGAUUAUACUCGACUUUGCCUACGUCUUCCUCGUCCCCGAGCUCAGGAUACCAUGGCUCGACAUCUCGCAGAUUGCGACUAUUUAUAUUUACCUGCUCCAUUUGUUAUUCGACUGGUUUGCAAUGUUCUUGAUUCCGAUACCCAUCAUCUCAGGGCUUUUAGGUAUUGUUAGGAGCCUGUACGAUAGCGAGAUCUCCGUGUCGGAACACAACGUCAAAGUCGCCAGCAUUUUGAGCAACCAGUCACACAUUAGGGGCAAGGUCACCCUCAACAUCUUACCAGAGGGAUCCGCCGUCAUGAACCCGGACCACGCGCCCAUGUGUGUCUCUUCGAAAUCGUCCGUCGCCAUUCCUAUCGUCUUCAACGCUACGAUACCUGCCGAGAUCGAAAUCAUUCGGAUUGACCUGGAUACAGCGCAGGAUGAGAUUAUCAAGAUCCCCAAUCGCGAGGUGAACAAGCUCGCCAAGCUCGUGCGCAACCAGAACGCCGACCCAAAUAGUGAUGGCUUCCGCUGGGACUACUCGCCAAAGAAGCCUGGCAUUUAUCGCCUGGGCAAGGUACUGGAUCAGCACAAGCUGCAAGUCCAACGGCAGACGCUGGAUACGUAUGUGGUACCUUGCCCGCAGGCCCGGAUCAUUGGGGGGAAAAGUGAGGAGCGAUGCAUCCAGGACCUGUCGGACCUCACUCUCGAAGUCACGGGCACCCCGCCUCUCAAGAUCCAUUACAGCCGAACCAUCAACGGACAAAACCAGGCCUUCCACUUCCAGAGUCUGCAGCCCGAGGCCUACUCUUCAGCAAUGGUCGUUGGGUCAGAGUCUGACAACGAGCGAGACGUGUCUUGGGUACGCCCUAGUACGGUGCCGGUUCGUCUCAACGAGUCCAUGGCGUCUGCUGGAGAAUGGGAAUAUGUCAUUGACGAGGUCCACGAUAAAUUUGGCAAUGCGGUAUACUAUGGGAAACCUGGAGAAGAUGCCAAGUCGACGUGGCUUCAGCCACUGGCUCAGCGAUUCACUGUCAAGGAACGGCCCAAGGUGUCCAUGCAGGGAUGCGACUUGCGCAAUCCACUCAAGGUUGCCAAAGGACACUCGGCCACGCUGCCCGUCGCGCUCAGCUUACCGGCGAAGAAUGGGGUCUCCGAUACGUCGCACGAGGUCACUUGGGCCUUCUCUCCGAUCGACUCCCUGACCAACAGCGGAAGCCAUGGCGAUCUCGUCACCAUUGGGAGCUUCACAGGCAAGAACAGCAAAGAGAGACCCAGGGUCAACCAGCCGGGCUUGUACACCCUCAAAUCGGUCACCAGCGGCAUGUGUGAGGGCCAGGUCGAGGAACCGUCGUCUUGCCUGAUUUUGAACCCAGUUGAGCCAUCUCUGACCUUGCGUACCGAAGAGAUUGCAGACAAAUGCGCCAGCAACUCCAUCGGUUUGCGGGUUGACCUCGACUUCCUUGGCACGCCGCCUUUCCUGGUCCGUUACGAGUACACCUACACGGACAAGGAUGGAGUCACUCAUCAAACCGAAGCCCAGGCUCACAGGUCUGAUGGCGUCAGGUCGCAGCUGAGUCUGGUUCCGAAGGUCGCAGGUCAUUACACAUACACUUUCAAGUCGAUUGAUGAUGGUGUCUAUGUGCGGAAGCCCUUGUCAGGACCGGAAAUGACAAUCGAGCAGGUGGUGAAGCCUGCAGCAUCUGCGAGGUUCCUGGGUACGAAGAGCCGCCAAGUCUGCCUAGAUGCCCAAGUCGAGACAGAGGUCGAGUUCAUUGGUGACCCGCCGUUCACGCUGGAAUGGGAAAUUGAGCACGAGGGCAAGAGGAAGACACACCGCCUGAAUGGCAUCCAGCAGAGAAGAUUCGCCAUCCAGACGCCGCCUCUCACGAAAGGUGGAGAGUACAACAUUGCGCUCAUCAGCACGCAAGACGUGCGUGGCUGCCGCAGCUUCCUCACGGAGCAAAUCAAGGUUCUGGUCCGCCGGCAGCAGCCGCGCGCAGCCUUCGGUCUGGUUGAUGCCAAGCGUAGCCGGAUGGAGGUUGAGGGCACACGCGUGCGCCUACCCCUGCGACUCCAAGGCGAGGGCCCCUGGACCGUCCAGUACCGCAACCUCAACAGUUCGAGCGAGCCUGUGAGAGACAGGAUCGAGAGCGCCAAUGGCGCAUUGCUGGUGCAGCAAAGCGGGACCUGGGAGAUCCAGGAGGUCUCUGAUAUUCAGUGCCCCGGUAUCGUGGACCCGGCGGCGUCGCGGUUCGACAUUCAGUGGUACCCCCGGCCGCAGCUGAGCCUGGUAGGGUCCGACAGUCUGAACUACAAGGCCGGAAACACUUGGACCAAGGCGGACAUUUGUGAGGGUGACAUUGACGGGUUCGAGCUAAAUCUUCAGGGCUCCUCUCCCUUCAACGUCGACUACGAGAUCAGACACAAGCCAAUCUCCGGAUCCAGCUCCAUGAGCCGCAAGAACUUUGACGCCGCCCUCAGCAAGGCCGCCAUCUCCAUGGACACGGGCAAAGCUGGCGACUACACGUACAAGUUCCACAGUCUUGCGGAUAAGAACUACAAUGACAAGUCGCCCAACCCGCUCAUUGUCGAGCAGCACAUCAACGCGCGCCCGACGGCGACCUUUGCGAAGCCUGGCCAGACAUUCAAGCUCUGCGCGGAAGAGCAGGAGCACGAGGAGACUAUUCCGAUCAAACUGGCAGGCCACCCUCCCUUCUUUGUGGAGAUGGAGGUCAAGCACCAGGCUGGUGCCGCCCCGGACAUUUUUGCCCUGCCGGCGAUUAACACCAAGACCCACGGCAUCACCAUCCCGCGGCAGCACCUCCGCCAGGGCAGCCAGCAGAUCCGCAUCCGUCGUGUCCGCGACGGCCACGGCUGCAGCCAGAAGUACGAGAAUAACAGCCCUUCAGUCGUGGUGCACCUGUACGACCCCCCAUCCAUCUACCCUCUGGAUACCCGGCAAGACUACUGCGUGGGCGAGCGCAUCGCAUACACGCUGUCAGGCACACCGCCGUUUGAUAUUUCCUACGAGUUCAACGGCAAGUGGAACGCCAAGUCGCAGACGACGUCGUUCCGGCGCGUGGCCGAGAAGCCAGGCGACUUUGUGAUCACGGGUGUCUCGGACAAGGCGUCCGAGUGCCGGGCGGCGGUGCACAUUCCCAAGACGAUCCACCCGCUGCCCAGCGUGCAAAUCAGCCAGGGCCGCAUGUCGCACGUGGACAUUCACGAGGGCGGCGAGGUUGACAUUCACUUUGACUUUUGGGGCACGCCGCCGUUUGAGUUUACGUUUACGCGCAGCUCGAACCCGAGGAAGGGGCAGCGGAGUGUGGUGCUCGAGACGAGGCAUGACGUAUCGUAUGAGCAUAAGAAGAUCAUCAAGGCGAGUCAGGAGGGUACGUACGAGGUUGUCGCCAUCAAGGACAAGUACUGCUCCUUUUCCACGCAGCAGUUGGUGAAAAAGGAUGGACGGUGA